This is a messenger RNA of Adineta steineri, 2211 nucleotides long. NCBI's taxonomy places the organism in Eukaryota, Metazoa, Rotifera, Eurotatoria, Adinetida, Adinetidae. The record is from the annotation of a GenBank genome assembly.
GUCGAUGUAAAUUUGGAUCUAUAUGUAGCAGAUUGUUACAAUGAUCGGGUUCAGUUGUUCCAGCCAGAAGAAUCAAAUGGCAUUACAGUGGCUGGAAGUGGAUCACUAAAUCCAACAAUUACACUUGAUUGUCCCAGUGGAAUUAUAUUAGAUGCUGAGAAGUACUUAUUCAUUGUGGACAGGAACAAUGAUCGCAUUGUUGGUUCAGGCUUGAAUGGUUUUCGAUGUUUGGUUGGAUGUUAUGGAAGUGGUAAAAAAUCCAAUCAAUUGAAUUUUCCAUUCAGUUUUAGUUUCGAUCAUUUUGGAAACAUAUUUGUUACUGAUCAAUUAAAUCAUCGAAUUCAAAAGUUUCAAUAUAUCGAAGAUUCAUGUGUGAAUACUUCGUCAGUUGUUCAAACAACUUAUGCAUCAAAAUUGACAACGAACAGUUCAAUGUAUUCACCUAGUUGUUCAAGUAGAAGUUCUUACUAUGAAGCGAUACAAGUGAAUGUUCAUAGAAGUGGUCUUUACACUUUCUUGAGCAAAAGCAAUAUGACCACAUACGGCUCUAUUUACAAAGAUCAUUUUAAUCCAUCCAAUCCACUGGAAAAUCGACUCGAUAAGAGUUUCGCCGGCUGUGAUCGACGUCAGCUUAGUUUGAGACUUACUCUUGGGACUAGUGUUACAUAUAUAUUGGUUGUGACAACAUUUUCCCCAAACGUAACAGGUGAUUUCUCAAUCUUUAUAUCCGGUCCAAAUAAUGUUGAUCUCAAAAAUAUUAGUACUCGAUCAGUCAUCCAAAUACCAUAUUCAUCAGCUGUACAAUCGAACUAUUCAUCAGAGCUGAAUAUGAGUAGUCAAACAUAUUCUCGAGAUUGUGGAAAAUCAAAAUAUUACUAUCAAACUAUACGAGUGAAUGUAGUAGAAACUGGAUAUUAUGCUCUAAGUAGUCUUAGCAGUAUGGAUACAUUUGGUGAUAUUUAUAAAGAUGAUUUUAAUCCAAUGAACCCUUUUGAGAAUCUACUCUCACAAGAUUUUUGGAAAUGUAUUUGGAACGAUUUUACUCUUGUUGCUAAACUUCACAGUGGCACUACAUACAUAUUAGUGGUGACAACAGCUUCUCCAAAUGUAACAGGAAACUUUUUCAUUGCGAUGUCUGGUCCAAAUAAUAUCACUCUUGAUCCUUACACUCAAAGUCUAACCAGCUGUUUCAUUGGUCAAGAAUGUCAGUUUUACAAAAAAAGUAUUGGUGUCACUCUCGAUGAUAUUUUACGUGACGAAAUUCGACCGAACAUGACAUUGACUGAUCAAACAAUAUUAAUGAAAAUCAACGCUGCUUCGACGAUGAUUAUGUUUGUCGGAGGUUUAAUCAAUAGUAUUUUAUCUAUAUUAACAUUUCAAAAUAAAGAUUUACGACAAGUUGGAUGUGGCAUUUAUCUCUUAGCAUCAUCAAUUACUUCUUUUCUUACAAUUAGCAUGUUUACAGUGAAGUUUUGGUUUGUUGUUCUCACUCAAAUGGAUCUAUCGAUUCGUCUUUCUGUUGUUCGAGGUGGUUGUGUAUCGAUCGAACCUCUUCUCAAGCUUUGUCUUUAUUUGGAUGCUUGGCUCAAUGCUUGUGUAGCUAUUGACAGAGCGAUCCUCGUUUUUAAAGGAAUCAAAUUCAAUAAACAAAAAAGUCAACAUAUUGCUCGAUGGAUAAUUCUCAUCUUACCAUUCUGUAUCAUGAGUUCAAUCAUUCACGAACCUAUAUAUCGAGAACUAUAUGAGGUAAAUACAGAGACGAACAAAGUUGAUAUCGCUAGAUGGUGUUUAACUCGUUAUUCUCCUUCUAUUCAACAAUACAAUACAAUCAUCUUAUUUUUUCAUCUUGUCGCCCCAUGUAUUAUCAAUCUUUGUUCUGCUUUGUUCAUCAUAUUUGGAUCAGCCCAACAACGAUCAACAGCUCAAACAAGACAAACUCUAAGAGAACAUGUUUAUAAUCAAUUUAAUGAACACAAACAAUUAUUGAUUAGCCCAGUUAUUCUCCUGAUUCUGUCUUUACCUCGUCUGAUUAUGUCAAUAUUAUCUGAAUGUGUCAAUCCAUCUAACCAUCGAUUAUUAUUUAUUUUUGGUUAUUUCAUUUCAUUUACUCCAUCGAUGCUUAUCUUCAUUGUGUUUGUCCUUCCUUCGGAAUUAUAUAGAAAAACAUUUCAAGAACCAUUCAAACGAUGGCGACGACUAAUUCAUCAAUAA